Molecule: messenger RNA, 1495 nt
Organism: Erinaceus europaeus (western European hedgehog)
Lineage: Eukaryota; Metazoa; Chordata; Mammalia; Eulipotyphla; Erinaceidae
Product: T-cell surface glycoprotein CD3 epsilon chain
Exons: 9
Coding region: 332-916 (194 amino acids)
Biological process (GO): cell surface receptor signaling pathway; positive thymic T cell selection
Cellular component (GO): alpha-beta T cell receptor complex; external side of plasma membrane; membrane
Molecular function (GO): transmembrane signaling receptor activity
Source: RefSeq, a predicted model, not a curated record
CUGAAGAAAACAGCUAUGAAAAUGAACAGGGGAAGAGGGGUAAAUAACAUACUGGUUGUGCAAAGAGACUGUUAUGCCUGAGGCUCCAAAGUCCUUGGUUCAAUCUCCCAUACCACCAUAAACCAGAGCUGAGCAGUGUUCUGGUAAAGAAGGAGGAGGAGGAGGAAAGAAAAUGAGCAUGGUUUCAAGUGACGUAGACCCUACCGGCCCAGAGGCCUCUGCACACUUCCUGUGUGGGGCUCAGAAAACUGCCUUCCCUCCCAGCCUUUGGUGCCUGCUUCGGAAAAUGAAGUAAUAAGCCAAUUGGUGUCCGCCAUCUUACAUAGAGUAAAUGUACAGUGAGAAAAGAAUGCAGUGGGGGACUCUCUGGAGAGUUCUGGGACUCUUCCUCUUAACAGUUGGCGCUUGGGGCGAGGAAGAUGAUGAUGAUAAUGAUGCUGAGUAUAAAGUUUCCAUCUCUGGAAUCAAAGUAGAGUUGACUUGCCCCUUGGAUACUACUGAUGAAAUAUCAUGGGAUACAAAACGUGGAAAAAAAACUGGACAUACUCUAACAGUGGAGAAUUUUUCAGAACUGGAUGACAGCGGUUAUUAUACUUGCUAUACAACGGCUAAAAAACACCACCGUCUCUACCUGAAAGCAAGAGUGUGUGAGAACUGCCUGGAGGUGGACCUGAUGACAGUGGUCACAGUUAUCAUAGUUGACAUCUGCAGCACACUGGGCUUGCUGCUGGUGGUGUACUACUGGAGCAAGAACAGAAAGACCAAGGCCAAACCUGUAACAAGAGCAGCAGGAGCUGGUGGGAGACCCAGGGGACAAAACAAGCAGAAGCCACCACCUGUCCCCAACCCUGACUAUGAGCCCAUCCGGAAAGGCCAGCGGGACCUGUAUGCUGGCUUGAAUCACAGAGGCAUCUGACAACUGCAGGGAUGCUGCCUCCACCACAGGCCUGGGUCUGGCUCUUCUCCAGACUCCUGCUACUCCAUUCCCUGGGCAAGUCUUGGACCACACAGAACUGUCCCUCUCCCUCAUGGGAAUGCAACCCCUGGAAACUUUGUCCCCUCUUGCCUUCUUCCUGCCUUCUCUGCUGGCACCAAAUCCUAGGAUAUUGCUGCUUCCUUGUCCUUUGAAAUAUCAGGCUACUUACCAUCUCACACCUGACCUAGAACAUUUGUUAGAUUAUUUGUUGCUGUUAUUCAGUCCACUCAACCCCUUCCUUCUCUGGUGGAUGUUACUUCUCCCUCCAUUGUCUUCCUUUCCUGUAUAUAAGUUUUCCUAACCUUAACCAUCCCAUCCAUCUUUCUAUUCUUUCAACUCUCCCUUUGGGCUACCCUCUAUGAGAAUGGACAAAGUAAAUGUGGGCAAAUCCUUGCCCAGCCCCAGCUCUGUGCUCCCCGACCCUGUCCUUCUCAGCAAGCUUCUGGACUGAAAUUUGCAAUGUUGUGGGUGUGUUAGGCUCCUUGUCAGCUGAGAAUCAAAAUAAAGUAUACUUGGCUG